Messenger RNA from Cuscuta epithymum, 1045 nucleotides. The record is from the annotation of a GenBank genome assembly. Lineage: Eukaryota; Viridiplantae; Streptophyta; Magnoliopsida; Solanales; Convolvulaceae.
GUAUAAUCCAAAAACUUCUUUUCUAUGUGCAAAAUUAGGGAGUAAUCAUUCCUAUAUUUGGCGUAGUAUCUUGGAGGCACAGGGAGUUAUAAGCGAAGGAACUCGACGAAGGGUCGGAAGUGGGAGAGAUAUUUCUGUCUGGCACGAUAGUUGGCUUCCAGUUAAGGAGGGAGGGCCAAGCUGAAAACUUACUGGAGUGGAUGCAAGCAGGUUUUGAAAGUAAAAAUGAGGAGGAGCUUUGCUUGCUAAUCACAAUGAUGUGGAGUAUUUGGAAAUUGCGUAAUGAAGUGGUUUGGAAUGAAAAGCAGUUCAACGUUGAACAAAUAAUUAACGCAGGUGCAGCAGUGCUAAACGGAUGGAGGGCGGCACAACAAUAUGCUACACAUGAUUCAAUAAGGUAAAAAGUGGAUGAAAGAUAUGGGAACGGCCAACUGCAGGGGUGAUAAAAAUAAACGUGGAUGGGGCGGUAGAUGCUAAUAAUAGGGGAAUGAGAGUUUGGGGCUGGUUAGCACGUGAUGAAGAAGGCAGAUUUAUUCGAGGAGGUUGGGAGGUCUUUCGGGCAUAUUGGUCUGCAGCGGCGACAGAAGCGGUCGAAGUAAGAAAGGUGUGCACUUGGGCUAAAGAACAAGGAUGGUCUAAAGUAGAAGUCCAGACAGACGCUCUACAAGUGUUCUCACGAGUGUCAGAAGAUAACAGGGAUUCUUAUUUUGACCUUAUUAUUGAUGACAUUAGACACAUACUUCAAUCUGAAGCUAGUUUUUCAGUCAGGUUUUGCAGACGAUCCUCGAACCAAGCAACCCAUGUACUUGCAUGAGCAACCGUUUCCAGUGCGGGUGGUAAAUUAUUAUUUAAUUCUAUUCCGAAUUGUAUCUGCAGUCAUGUAGCGAAUGAUACCUUGAUUCAGUAAUAAAAGCGGGUAUUUUAAUUGCAAAAAAAAAUGAAAAGUUUGGGAGUUCAAGCAGUAAAGACUAAAAGACUGGAAUUUUUUUGUUCUCUUGGGGAGUAAAAAUUCAAGAUUGAACUCAGAAAAUGAAUUGCCUGAAAU